Scomber japonicus (chub mackerel) is the source of this 820-nucleotide messenger RNA. It is a transcript of the gene cnep1r1, whose product is annotated as CTD nuclear envelope phosphatase 1 regulatory subunit 1. Gene Ontology annotation, cellular component: cytoplasm; Nem1-Spo7 phosphatase complex. The coding region runs from base 36 to 413 and encodes 125 amino acids. The record is from RefSeq and is a predicted model, not a curated record. The transcript is spliced from 6 exons. NCBI's taxonomy places the organism in Eukaryota, Metazoa, Chordata, Actinopteri, Scombriformes, Scombridae.
GGGCGCAGGCGCACAGGCGGGACUAAGGCUCAGACAUGAACUCACUGGAACAGGCCGAAGACCUGAAGGCCUUUGAGAGAAGACUGACAGAGUAUGUCUCCUGUUUGCAACCUGCAACAGGCAGGUGGAGAAUGAUUUUGAUAGUGGUGUCUGUAUGUACGGCUACUGGGGCUUGGAACUGGUUGAUAGACCCUGACACACAAAAGGUGUCCUUCUUCUCAUCACUGUGGAAUCAUCCCUUCUUCACCAUCAGCUGCAUCACCCUCAUAGCUCUGUUCUUUGCUGGCAUUCACAAACGAGUUGUGGCACCAUCGAUCAUCGCUGCCCGCUGUCGGACAGUGUUAGCAGAAUACAACAUGUCCUGUGACGAUACGGGGAAACUCAUCCUCAAACCACGACCGAACAUCCAAUAACCACAGGCGUGUGUAUGUGUGAGUGUGUGUGGUAGUCAGACAGCGUGUCUGGGCUUUGUGGAGAUCCGCUGGUUGAUCACUCUGUCUCGAAGGAAGGGGAACAGUGACCGAGGCAGAUUUUUGUCUGCAUUAUGGAAAUGAAUUUAGAAGAAGACAUGAAUGGGGCCUUUUUUUUUUUUUUUUUUUUAUUAAACAGUGUCGAAGUGAAAGCUGCUGAUCUGCUCACAUAAAUCUUUGAUAUAUAUUUGACUCAUUCAGUGUGAGUUCAGAUGUGUUCAUCUCUGUUUCUGAUGUUGAGCAUGUAUUUUAUCUAAAUCUAUUUUUUAAAGUUAUUUACCUAAUAAAUUCUUAAGGUGUAAAAAAAAAAAGUCUCCUUCUGCCUCUUCUUCUUCUUACUAUUAUUGUUG